Schistocerca gregaria is the source of this 702-nucleotide messenger RNA. It is a transcript of the gene l(1)10Bb, whose product is annotated as protein BUD31 homolog. The record is from RefSeq and is a predicted model, not a curated record. Gene Ontology annotation, biological process: mRNA splicing, via spliceosome. Bases 112 to 546 code for a protein of 144 amino acids. NCBI's taxonomy places the organism in Eukaryota, Metazoa, Arthropoda, Insecta, Orthoptera, Acrididae. The transcript has 5 exons. Gene Ontology annotation, cellular component: spliceosomal complex; nucleus.
ACAACGCGUCUGACUUUCACCUUACUCGCCGCUUUGGGCGCUGAUGUCGUUCCAUCUGUCAAACGGUAACAACUUUUGCAGCAGUGGCCAUUAAGUACAAGUUACGUCGGAAUGCCUAAAGUGCGGAGGAGCAAGAAAGCUCCACCUGAAGGAUGGGAAUUGAUAGAGCCCACUUUGGAAGAACUAGAGCAGAAGAUGAGGGAAGCUGAAACGGAACCUCAUGAAGGAAAGCGAAAAGUGGAAGCUCUGUGGCCCAUAUUUAAAAUUCAUCAUCAGAAAUCGAGAUAUAUAUACGACCUGUUUUAUCGCAGGAAAGCUAUCAGCAGAGAGCUGUAUGAGUACUGCCUCAAUGAAAACAUUGCAGAUAAAAAUCUGAUAGCAAAAUGGAAGAAACAGGGAUAUGAAAAUCUGUGCUGCUUGCGGUGUAUACAGACAAGAGAUACUAACUUUGCAACAAACUGUAUAUGCAGGGUACCAAAGGGCAAACUUGAAGAGGGUCGCAUUGUGGAAUGUAUUCACUGUGGCUGCAGAGGGUGUUCGGGAUAAAUUCACACUUCGAUGAACUGGAGUGUAUGAAGUCAGAGACAGUACUCGGCAGACUAACUGCCAGCAAUAGAACGAAUUUUCACAAAGACUUGAUUUUUAUUGUAAUUUUUUCAUGUACAUUAUUACCAUUUGUUAAUAAAGUUAUCUGUUUAAACA